This is a messenger RNA of Oncorhynchus masou masou (cherry salmon), 5020 nucleotides long. RefSeq names its product presequence protease, mitochondrial-like. Bases 332 to 3430 code for a protein of 1032 amino acids. Lineage: Eukaryota; Metazoa; Chordata; Actinopteri; Salmoniformes; Salmonidae. The record is from RefSeq and is a predicted model, not a curated record. Gene Ontology annotation, cellular component: mitochondrial matrix. Gene Ontology annotation, biological process: protein processing. The transcript has 27 exons. Gene Ontology annotation, molecular function: metalloendopeptidase activity; metal ion binding.
CUGAACCCACGCAUACUAAUAUCAAUGGGUGACUUGGGUCAACACAUGUAUUCGUUUGUCAUUGCGCAGUUGACGCAACGUUGACAUUGUCCACUUCAAUUUCCGUGUGUCAACUAGCUACAACAGUAUUGUCGGCAUGAGAGGACAUGGAUGUGUAACUAACCAAAACGUGAUUAUUAUGUUUUAAUAGUACAGCUGUUCUGAGCGUAGUAUUUUGAUAUGCAUGUGUACGGAUAAAUACCCAUUAUAUUUAUUGUCGCUAAAUUAAGGAAAUAAUGUUUAGGCAGAGUAAAACCGUUCUCCAGAAACUUCGAUCUUUAAGAAAGACACAAUGUAUAACGUGAUGCAACAGCUGAUGCAAGCCAGCAAUGGUCUCUCUCUUGGCAAAUCCAGUUUCCAGGGGCAUAAUCCAUCAUGGAGGUUCAGGAGCACCCCAGCAACAGAGAGGGCAUUGCAGUACCAGGCAGGACAGAAGAUCCAUGGCUUCACAGUCAAGGAGGUGGUUACUGUUCCUGACCUGUUCCUUACAGCUGUCAAACUGACCCAUGACAACACAGGCGCCCAGUAUCUACACGCAGCUAGAGAUGACAAAAACAAUCUCUUUAGUGUUCAGCUCAGGACGACCCCGAUGGACAACACAGGGGUCCCACACAUCCUGGAACACACAGUGUUGUGUGGCUCAGAGAAGUACCCCUGCAGGGACCCCUUCUUCAAGAUGCUCAACAGAUCACUCUCCACCUUCAUGAAUGCAUUCACAGCCAGUGAUUUCACCAUGUAUCCAUUCUCCACACAAAACGGGAAAGACUUCCAGAAUCUCCUCUCCGUGUAUCUGGAUGCAGUGUUUUUCCCUUGUCUGGGGGAACUAGAUUUUCGGCAGGAGGGAUGGAGAUUGGAGAAUGAAAACCCUACAGAUCCUAGUUCCCCUUUGGUCUUCAAAGGAGUUGUCUUCAAUGAAAUGAAGGGUGCUUUUUCAGACAAUGAGCAAGUGUAUGCCCAGCACCUCCAGAACAAGCUGUAUCCUGACCACACAUAUGGUGUGGUGUCUGGAGGGGAACCUCUGGCCAUCCCUGACCUCUCCUGGGAGCAACUCAAGCACUUCCACGCCACACACUACCACCCCAGCAACGCAAGGUUCUUUACCUACGGGGACCUGCCCUUAGAGCAGCACCUGAAACAGAUCCAUGAGGAGGCUCUGUCCAAGUUUGAACGCACUGAGCCUGACACUGCUGUCCCUAACCAAGUCCACUGGGACAGGCCUAGAGAGGACCAUGUGACCUGCAGUCCCGAUGUUAUGGCGCCUGAUGCAGCCAAACAGAACACACUGUGUAUGAGCUACCUGCUUGGAGAUAUCACAGAUACAUUUGAGGGCUUCACCCUGAGUCUGAUGUCCUCUCUGAUGAUUUCUGGACCUAACGCUCCCUUCUACAAGGCCCUUAUAGAACCCAAGAUAGGAACAGACUUUUCUUCUGUAGUAGGAUAUGAUGGGAGCACCAAAGAGGCAUCGUUCAGUAUUGGCUUACAAGGAAUGGCCGAAGAAGAUACCGAGAAAGUCAAGCAAAUCAUCAUCCAAACCUUUGAUGAAAUCAUUGCUAAUGGAUUUGAGGAGGAGAGGAUAGAGGCCCUGCUUCAUAAGAUUGAGAUCCAGAUGAAACAUCAGUCUACCAGCUUCGGCCUGUCUCUGGCCUCGUACAUAGCUUCCUGUUGGAACCAUGAUGGAGACCCGGUUCAGCUGCUGAAGAUCUGCGACAGUGUGACCCAGUUCAGACAGGCCUUGAAGGACAACCCUCGCUUCCUCCAGGAGAAAGUCGUGCACUAUUUCAAGGAUAAUACUCACAGACUGACUCUGUCUAUGAGUCCUGAUGAGGCGUACCUGGAGAAACAGGUCAAAGCAGAGGAGGAGAAACUCCAGAAGAAGAUACAGGCUCUGUCUGAGAGUGACAAGAAAGACAUCUAUGAGAAAGGUCUUGAGCUGCUAUCGAUUCAGAGCCAGACCCAGGAUGCUUCAUGUCUCCCUGCCCUGAACGUAUCUGAUAUUGAGCCAACGAUAGCAGUCACACAUGUGGAGAUGGGCACUGCAGGAGGAGUGCCAGUACAGUACUGUGAGCAGCCCACCAAUGGCAUGGUCUACUUCAGAGCUAUGUGUAGUCUCAACAGCCUCCCUGAGGACCUCAAACUAUACGUGCCCCUCUUCUGCAGUGUCAUCACCAAGAUGGGCUGUGGAGGGCUGGACUACAGGCAGCAGGACCAGCAGAUGGAGCUGAAAACAGGAGGCAUGUCCAUCUCCACAUCAGUCAACCCUGACUACUCUAACAUGGAUAUGUAUGAACAGGGAGUCCUCCUUUCAUCUUCCUGCCUGGAGAGGAAUCUUCCUGAUAUGUUUCACCUGUGGAGUGACAUAUUCAACAGCCCGCACUUUGAUGACGAGGAGCGUCUGCGUGUUCUGGUCAUGAUGUCGGCUCAGGAACUGGCCAAUGGGAUAUCUAAUUCUGGUCACAUGUAUGCCAUGACACGGGCAGCUCGCAACCUUACCCCAACAGGAGAACUACAGGAGACCUUCGGAGGGAUGGAGCAGGUCAAGUUUAUGAAGAGGGUCGCAGAGAUGCCAGACCUCACCCAAGUUCUACGGACACUUCCUAGAAUCAAGAGACACAUUCUCAACCCACUGAACAUGAGAUGUGCGGUUAACGCAACACCGCAGAAGAUGUCUAAUGCCGCUGGACAGUUGGAUAACUUAAUGUGUAACGUUUCUUCCAAUAAGAAGGAUCGCAAACCAGUCCAUUCCAAUAUCACUGAGAGACCUCUUGACCCACUGGCACCCCCUGGAUCUGGCCCAAGCAGAAAACUUGUCUCUGAGCCGAACUUCAAGCCCUGCCAGAUGAAGACAUUUUUCCCAAUGCCCUUCCCAAUCAACUUUGUCAGCGAGUGUAUCCGCACCGUGCCCUUCACCCAUGAGGACUGUGCCAGCCUGAAUAUCCUGGCCCGGAUGAUGACAUCUAAGUACCUGCAUGGAGAGAUCAGAGAAAAGGGUGGGGCCUACGGUGGGGGGGCCAGGAUGGGAGGAGGACUAUUCACCUUCUAUUCAUACAGAGACCCCAACACGGUGCAGACUCUGUCAGCGUUCCGUAAGGGUGUGGACUGGGCCAUAUCAGGACAGUUUACCCAGCAGGACAUCAAUGAGGCCAAGCUGUCCGUGUUCUCAGCCGUGGACUCCCCCGUCGCCCCCUCCGAUAAAGGUAUGGGCCGCUUCCUGAGUGGAAUCACAGACGAGCUGAAACAGGCCCACAGAGAGAGACUCUUUGCUGUCACAGACAAGAACAUUGUCGAUGUUGCUGGCAGGUACCUUGGCAUUGGACAAAGGACAUGUGGAGUUGCUAUUCUGGGCCCUGAGAAUGACAUCAUCAAGAAAGACCCCUCGUGGGUGGUAAAAUAACCAGACAUAGAAUUAUCCACUUUUCUAUUUUACAAUUAAGCGACUUCAGAGGCACUGUGUCAUAACAUGGUGAACAUCAAUGUUACUUGAUUGUCCUGAAUAACUGGACUGUGUCCAGUAAUAAUAUAUAUUGAAUUGUAUUAAAUUAACCAGAAAGUCUAUUUGGUUUUUGGGCAAAAAUGGAAUGAGCACAACAGAAAACAGGUGCUCCGAUAGAUAACAUUAUGCCUAACCUCACCUCGAUACCAUAUUCAUAAUAUACAACUAUGACAACAUACAUUUAAUUUAUUGGUGUACUUUCUAGACAUAGACUCACCUCUGGUUUCUAAAUGUCUGUACAAGGAUGGUCUAUUGAAAUACUGUAUUUCCAUAGGGUACGUAUAAUGAAUACUGAACAAAAAUAUACAACACAACAUUUAAAGUGUUGGUUUCAUGAGCAGAAAUAAAAGAUCAGACAUUUUCCAUUCUCAUAAAAAAAAGACAUUUCUCUCAAAAAAUGUGCUUACUUCCCGUUUAGAGAGCAUUUCUCCUUUGCCAAGAUAAUCCAUCCACCUGACAGCUGUGGCAUAUCUAGAAUCAGCAUUAUUCAUGAUUAAACCGAUAAUGACAUAGGUGCACCUUGUUCUGAAGACAAUAAAAGGCCACUUUAAAAUGUGCAGUUUUUUCACACAACACAAUUCCACAGAUGUCUCAAGUUUUGAGGGAGCAUGCAAUUGACAUUCUGACUGCAGGAAUGUCCACCAGAGCUGUUGCCAGAGAAUUUAAUGUAAAUUUCUCUUCCAUAAGCCACCUCCAACGUCAUUUUAGAGAAUUUGGCAGUAUGUCCAACCGGCCUCACAACAGCCGAGCCGACCACGUGGAACCACACCAGCCCAGGACCUCCACAUCCGGCUUCUUCACCUGCGGGAUGGUCUGAGACCAGCCACCCAGACAGCUGAUGAAACUACAAAACCAAAGUAUUUCUGCACAAACUGUAAGAAACUCUCUGGGAAGCUCAUCUGCAUGCUUGUCAUCCUCACCAGGGUCUUGACCUGACUGCAGUUCGGCGAUGCUCGCCUUCAAGGGCUAUUUUCAGCAUGAUAAUGCAUGGCCCCAUGUCGCAAGGAUCUGUACACAAUUCCUGGAAGCUGAAAUUUUCCAACUUCUUCCAUGGCCUGCAUACUCACCAGACAUGUCACCUAUUGAGCUUGUUUGGUGUGCUCUGGAUGACGUGUAAUGACAGCGUGUGUUACAGUUCCCGCCAAUAUCCAGCAACUUCACACAGCCAUUCAAGAGGGGGAUAACAUUCCUCAGGCCACAAUCAACAACCUGAUCAACUCUAUGUGAAGGAGACGUGUCGCGCUACAUGAGGCAAAUGGUUUUCUGAUCCACGCCCCUACUUUUUAAAAUUUAUUUUAAGGUAUCUGUGACCAACAGAUGCAUAUCUGUGUUCCCAAUCAUGUGAAAUCUGUAGAUUAGGGCCUAAUUUAUUCAUUUUGAUUUUCCUUACGAACUGUAACUCAAGUCAAAUUUUUGAUAUUAUUAUUAUUUGAUAUUUUUGUUCAGUGUUUGUAUAAAAUAUGACCAUUAAAUUCUCACAUUGUAAUAUAA